Molecule: messenger RNA, 1949 nt
Organism: Prosopis cineraria
Lineage: Eukaryota; Viridiplantae; Streptophyta; Magnoliopsida; Fabales; Fabaceae
Product: ACT domain-containing protein ACR4-like
Exons: 7
Coding region: 109-1476 (455 amino acids)
Source: RefSeq, a predicted model, not a curated record
UCCCCACCCCCUACAAAACUCUCUCUACCUCUCUCCUCUCUCCCAACAACAAAACGAUAACAUACUCUCUUCACUCCUCUCCUCUCGUCCCUUGCCUCUCGCCUCCCAAUGGAUUGCUGGUCCUCUUCCUUGCAGGUCGAUGAAGAAUUCGAGAAGCUCGUCAUUCGCAUGAAUCCUCCCAGGGUUUCUGUUGAUAACACUUCCAGCUCCACCGCCACUUUAAUUAAGGUCGAUAGCGCAAAUAAGCGUGGGAGUUUGUUAGAGGUUGUUCAGGUUCUUACUGAUAUGAAUCUCAUCAUACGGCGGGCUUACAUUUCUUCGGACGGAGAAUGGUUCAUGGAUGUUUUUCAUGUGACGGAUCAGAAUGGGAAUAAACUUUUCGAAGAUGAUGUAGCUGAGCGCAUUCAGCAGUCACUUGGCCCAAGAGCACACAGUUUCCGGUCGUUCAGAAGGUCGGUUGGGGUGCAAGCUGCAGCAGAGCAUACAGCAAUUGAAUUGAGUGGACGAGACAGGCCAGGAUUACUUUCAGAGAUAUUUGCAGUUCUUGCAGACCUGAAAUGCAAUGUGGUAGCAGCAGAAGUGUGGACCCACAAUUCGAGAAUGGCGUCAGUUGUAUACAUCAGCGACGAGGAAACUGGUUCAUGCAUUGACAACGUUGAUCGCCUUGCCAAGAUCAAACAGCUUCUGCUGUGUGUGCUGAAAGGUGACAGAGACAAGCGGACUGCUAACACUGCUGUUUCUGUUGGUUCCACUCAUAAGGAGCGGAGGUUGCAUCAAAUGAUGUAUGCUGAUCGUGACUAUGACAUGAGUGAUACAGAUUAUGGAUCCGCUACAACCUCUAGUGAUGACAGGAGCAAACCCCUUGUAACAGUUGAUGAUUGUGCAGAUAAGAGAUACACUGUUGUGAAUUUAAGGUGUCCAGACCGACCAAAGUUACUUUUUGAUACGGUGUGUACUCUCACGGACAUGCAAUAUGUGGUUUACCAUGGAACUGUUAUUGCUGAAGGACCAGAGGCAUAUCAGGAAUAUUAUAUAAGGCAUAUGGAUGGUUGCCCUAUUAGCUCUGAAGCAGAAAGGCAACGAGUGAUACACUGCUUGGAAGCUGCAAUUAGGAGACGAAAUUCUGAGGGUAUACGACUAGAACUUUGUGGGGAAGACAGGUUUGGACUACUGUCAGAUGUGACUCGCAUAUUUAGAGAAAACGGACUUUCAGUGAGUCGGGCUGAAGUAACAACAAGGGGAAGCCAAGCCGCGAAUGUAUUUUAUGUGACUGAUGUGUCGGGAAAUGCUGUUAGGAGUGAAACAAUAGAGGCCGUUCGAAACGAGAUUGGGCAAACCAUACUGCGUGUCAAAGAAGAAGUUUGCUCAAGAUCUCCGUCGCAGGGGAGUGGCGGAUUAUUCUAUUUGGGUAAUCUUUUUCGAUCAGGCUCCGAGAAAUUUCUUUACAACUUGGGUCUCAUCAAGUCUUAUUCUUGAUCAGUACCAACCCAGUUUCAAAACAGAAUUCUAGGGAGGAACUUUAGGAUGAAAUAAUGAAUGAAGAGAGAAAUAAAGAGGAACUAGUGGGUCUAGCCUCAAUCUUUUAGGUCUCACAAAAGUAGAGUCUACCAUGUUUUUCUCUAUUUCUCUAUUAUUUACUUCAUCUAAUGUUCAGAGGAUUCAACCCCACCCAAUUCCUUAGCAUUUCAAGAUGUAAAUUUUAGAUUAGUUUCUGUUUGAUUUUUCGUUGUAGACUGUGAUGUGGAACAUAUCUCACAGCUAGGCUUUCUGUCGUUUGACCCCUCUAGUUCAUGUGUUGGCGCAUACAUUUUAAUUAGAUGUCAGAUUGUAAAGUUUGGUCAGUAGGUAUGUUUUUGUACACAUAGGAAUAUCCCUUGUUGUGUUUAGUGUUUUUGCUUCAAAUCAUUGUGCAUAAAUAUAAGGAAGCUAACUCUUCCAAGUUGUUCCAA